This is a messenger RNA of Andrographis paniculata, 2738 nucleotides long. Its product is annotated as receptor-like serine/threonine-protein kinase SD1-8. Gene Ontology annotation, biological process: protein phosphorylation; recognition of pollen. Lineage: Eukaryota; Viridiplantae; Streptophyta; Magnoliopsida; Lamiales; Acanthaceae. The transcript is spliced from 7 exons. Gene Ontology annotation, molecular function: protein serine/threonine kinase activity; ATP binding. The record is from RefSeq and is a predicted model, not a curated record. Bases 1 to 2502 code for a protein of 833 amino acids.
AUGGCUACAUCAAUUGAUCUGAUCACUCCGACGCAAUAUCUCACCAAAGAUCAGACAUUAAUCUCCGCCAACAACGAAUUCGAGCUAGGGUUCUUCCCCGCCGGCAUAUCCAACAAUUGGUACAUCGGAAUCUGGUACAAGAAGACCGGAGACCGAACCAUCGUUUGGGUUGCUAACAGAGAUGCGCCGCUGGGGAAUUCAACCGGAGUCUUGAAAAUCAGCUCCGGCGACGGCCGCCUCACCUUGGUCGACGGCGCCGGGAAAUCCGUAUGGUCGUCGAACCACACCGCCGGAGCUUCCAACAGCGUCGCAGAACUACUCGACAAUGGAAACCUCAUCCUUCGCCUCGCGAACGACGACAGCCCGGCCGAAUAUCUAUGGCAGAGCUUCGAUUACCCGACGGAUACAUUACUUCCGGGAAUGAAGCUCGGCUGGGACUCCAAAUCCGGGCUGUACCGGUACAUAACCUCCUGGAAGAGCGCCGACGAUCCGGCCGCCGGAAACUACAGCUUCAAGCUCGACAUCCAUGGCUUCCCCGAAAUAUACCUGAUGGAGAAUAACGACAUACGCUACCGAAGCGGGCCCUGGGACGGGCUCGGGUUCAGCGGCGUCCCGGAAAUGGAGCCCAGCCCGUUCUUCUCCUUCCGAUUCGUGGUCAAUUCCGACGAGGUAUCGUACUCCUUCAAUUUGAAAAACCAGUCCGUUUACUCCCGAUUGGUGGUCCGGCACGGCGGCAGCCUGCAACGAUUCACCUGGAUUCCGACAAGCAAAGCCUGGAAUCUUUACUGGUACGCCCCCAAGGAUCAGUGCGACGAUUACAGAGAGUGUGGGGUUUCGGGGAUCUGCGACACCAACGCCUCCCCUGUCUGCAAGUGCCUGAGAGGGUUCGAGCCGAAGCACCCGCAGGCCUGGAAUCUGCGUGACGGGUCGGGCGGGUGUAUUCGGGUCACCCAAUUGGAUUGCGCCACCGACGGGUUUGUGACGAUGAGCAACGUGAAGCUGCCGGAGAGCGGUUUGGCGUUUGUGGACAACCAAAUGGAUUUGAAUCAGUGCCGGGAACUCUGCCGCCGGAAUUGCUCCUGCCGCGGCUACUCCAACGCCAAUAUUACCCACGGCGGCUCCGGCUGCGUCGUCUGGACCGAUGACCUCUACGACAUGCGGCAGUUCGCCGCCGCGGAAGGCGGCGAGGAUUUCUACCUCCGCGUGGCCGCAGCCGAUUUAGGGGCAUCGGGAGCCGCCGGCGCCGGGGAUAAAUCGAACAAGGAUGGGAAUCAACUCAAGGUCGCUGGAAUUGCCGUUGGGAUUGGGGUUUUUCUGGCUGGAUUGUCAAUUUUCUUCUUGUGGCGAAGGGGGAAAUCGAGAAUGGCAGAAACGAAUGUAUUGGAGCGUACUCGGUUGAGGGAAAGAAGUCAGGACCUGGUGUCGAAUGCGGGGACUGUACUGAGCAGAAGAGAACAGUGGAAGGAGACUGCAGCUGAAGAAGACAUGGAUUUACCUGUGUUCGAUUUCAGCACUCUGCUAGAGGCUACAGACGAAUUCUCUGAUGCAAAUAAGCUUGGGAAGGGAGGGUUUGGAACUGUUCACAAGGGAAUCUUGGGAGGCCAGGAAGUUGCAGUGAAGCGCCUGUCAAAGAAUUCAGGUCAGGGAAUCGACGAAUUCAAGAACGAGGUGAAGCUGAUUGCCAGGCUGCAACACAGGAAUCUAGUCAGGCUGAUCGGCUGCUGCAUCGAAAUGGAGGAGAAGCUGUUGGUAUACGAGUACCUGGAAAACAAAAGCCUGGAUUCCAUUUUGUUCAAGAAAGAUCGAAGCUCGAUGCUCGACUGGGAGAGGCGAUUCAACAUCGUAUCCGGGAUUGCGCGAGGGCUCCUCUACCUGCACCAAGAUUCAAGAUUCAGGAUCAUACACAGAGACCUCAAAGCCAGCAACAUUCUCCUCGACAAAGAAUUGAAUCCCAAGAUAUCCGAUUUCGGAAUGGCAAGGAUAUUUGGAGGAGAUCAAACCGAAGCCAACACGAAAAGGGUCGUCGGAACAUACGGAUACAUGUCCCCCGAAUACGCAAUGGACGGCGUCUUCUCCAUCAAAUCCGACGUAUUCAGCUUCGGCGUAUUAGUCCUGGAAAUCGUGAGCGGGAAGAAGAACAGGGGAUUCUAUCAGACAAACAAUCAGCUCAAUCUUCUUGCAUACGCCUGGAAACUCUACAGGGAGGGCCGAGCCCUGGAACUCGUCGAUUCGGCAAUCGGCGAUUCGUUCUCGAGCAGUGAGGUAAUGAGGUGCAUACAAGUAGGGCUGCUGUGCGUCCAGGAGCUCGCCCAAGACAGGCCGGAUAUGUCGACGGUGGUGCUGAUGCUAAGCAGCGAUUUUGCGACGAUGCCGCAGCCGACGCAUCCGGGAUACUGCCUGGGAAGGCGACCUGUCGACAAUGUGGAUUCAUCUUCGGGUAAACAGGACGACGAAUCUUGCACCGUUAAUCGAGUUACCGUUACCAUCUUGGACGGUCGAUAGCCGUCGGAAAAACAGGCGGGACGGACAGAAGGAGUAUAUUUUUGAAUUGUAUAACAUGAAAUUUAUACACUAGUUAGCAUUAGUUGAGAUUAUUCCAGCUCCAUUACCAGUUCCAUCGUUAAUAAUUACUCACGUUUAUAAUAAUCAAGACUCAGCAUAGUUGGAGUCAUCCUUGUCUUAUAAAUCAAGAAACUUUCCACAUUUUUUCCAAUAUUAAACAAUAAUUAAUACUUUAA